Messenger RNA from Acanthosepion pharaonis, 804 nucleotides. Lineage: Eukaryota; Metazoa; Mollusca; Cephalopoda; Sepiida; Sepiidae. The record is from the annotation of a GenBank genome assembly.
AUGAAACUUCUUUGUUUCUUUUCAUAUCUAUCCAUCCUUGAUAUUUAUUUAUUUUCAGGUCUAUCUGUCUGUCUAUCUAAUUCUAUUGCUAUCUAUUUCUUUAUUUUAAUCUAUUUCUUUCUUUAUUUUCAGAUCUAUCUAUCUAUCUAUCUAUCUAUCUAUCUAUCUAUCUAUCUAAUUCUGUUGCAAUCUAUUUCUUUAUUUAAUGUCUAUCUAAUUCUGUUGAUAUCUAUUCCUUUCUUUUCAUGUCCAUCCAUCAAUCUAAUUCGGUUGAUAUUUCUUUCUUUCCAUAUCUAUUUUCAUAUCUAUCUAAUUAUGUUGCUGUCUAUUUCUUUCUUUAUUUUCAUGACUAUAUACCUAUCUAAUUCUGUUUAUAUCUAUUUCUUUCUUUUCUAUUUUAGAUUCCUUUCACAGUUUGUUUUUCCUUUGAGCAGAUGUAAGAAUACAGGUAUCAGGGGAUUUCAUGUUGUCAGUUCGACUACAGUUACCCGACUGACUCAUCUAUAUUCUGCUUUUUUCCUUUUUUUUUUUUUCUUCUUUCCGCCCAUUUUCUCUCUCUCUCUCUCUUUAUUUUUCUCUUUCUCUCCCACACUCUCUAUCGUUCUCUGUCUUGGUCACUCCUUUUAUAAUUUUGCUCUUUGUGGUUUCGACCCCCUUCUUCAUUCCUCUGUCUAUCUUUCCGCUUAUAAUUUUGGUUUCUUCUUCGUGAUGACUCACACCACCCAUUCUCUUCGUCUCAUCCGUUAUGCUCCUCAUGCGAAGUUAUCUAUCUAUCUAUCUAUCUAUCUAUCUUAUAGGACCUAA